GUUUGGCGCGCGGGACUGCACAAGGCACACCAGCACAGAGCUACCCGACUUGUGACUGUUGUCAUCGCACCAUAGUGGCUGUAACGUUUUUACCAUUUAACAGUUAGUUUAUUAACUCAAUAACAAGGUGCCAACAUGUGGAAUCAGGGUGAGUCGACUAUGGUCGGAGGUUACACUCAGUCUCCAGGAGGCUUUGCAUCUCCUGCCCCAUCCCAGGGAGGAGAGAAGAAAGGGAGAACCCGUGCCACACAGAUAAUCCCAUGCACAGUCUCGCAGCUGAUGUCUGCUUCCCAGGCAGACGAGGCCUUCAGAGUAGGAGAUGUGGAAGUUGCCCAGGUCACCAUCGUGGGUAUCAUCAGGAGCACUGACAAAUCCAUGACCAACAUCCAGUACAAGGUCGAUGACAUGACAGGUGCUCCCAUGGAUGUGAAGCAGUGGGUUGACACUGAGGACCCCAGUGUGGACAGCUCUGUCUUGCCUCCAGGAACGUACGUCAAAGUUUCAGGCAAUCUGCGCUCCUUUCAGAACCACAGGUCUGUCGUGGCGUUCGGCGUCAGGCCGCUGGAGGACAUGAAUGAAAUCACCUCACACAUGCUGGAGGUUGUCCAAGCACACAUGGCUCUCAGCAAACCUCAAAGCACGUCAGUUUCUGGUGCUGGAGGAGGAGUGAGCAGUAACAUCACACCCGCAUCACGGCCUGUCAUGGAAAGCACGGGAGGGAGUUAUGCAGGCGCUAACAACAUGGUUAACAAUGGGUUAAGCGCAAACCAGAAUCAGGUGCUGAGUUUGAUAAGAAGCUGCCCAGACCCACAGGGAAUCAGCAUUCAGGACCUGAAGCAGAGACUCAGUGGUAUAAGCCUGGGUGUCAUCAAGCAAGCAGUGGAGUUCCUAAGCAAUGAAGGUCACAUCUUUUCCACCAUCGACGAAGACCAUUACAAAUCAACAGACAAUGAUGAAUAGACACCUUCACCUUCUUAGCACUAGUGGGUUUACUUAUGUGAAUUUAACCUGAUAAAAGUCAUUAGUAUAGGUUUUAUAACUGAAAUCUAUCAAGUAAAUCACUAUCCCUCUGACCUCAUUAAUGCCAGAGAACUGAGUGAAAUAAGCCCUCCUCUGUUAAGGUAUUGUGGUGGUUGUUAGUUGAUAAAAAAAAAAAACAUGAUUUAUAUUUAGUGAGACCUUUACACCUCCUGUAUUCCUCAAGUUACUUCUGCUAUUUGUAAGUCCCGGGGGUUUUGCUGUUUAAGAAGCUGUUAUAUACUAUUCUGAAUUCCUCAUCUCCAUUGUAAAGCAUUUUGUAAUUUUAAAGACUUGGAACAUAAGCACUCAGUUUUUCUAUGUAACAUACUAAUGCCAAAAUUAAAAGAUUAUACAAAAUA
Molecule: messenger RNA, 1379 nt
Organism: Morone saxatilis (striped sea-bass)
Lineage: Eukaryota; Metazoa; Chordata; Actinopteri; Moronidae
Gene: rpa2
Product: replication protein A2
Exons: 9
Coding region: 136-960 (274 amino acids)
Biological process (GO): nucleotide-excision repair; DNA replication; double-strand break repair via homologous recombination
Cellular component (GO): chromosome, telomeric region; nucleus; DNA replication factor A complex
Molecular function (GO): DNA binding
Source: RefSeq, a predicted model, not a curated record